CUGUAACGUACGUACUGGGCACAUCUUGUGUGCCACUGCAAAUCCUCUUGGCCCCAUUUCUUACUCCAUUACUGCUGUGGAACACUUUCCAGCAGACUUCUGAUAGCAGAAGCCAUUUGAUGGCACCUUGUCUUGGGCCCAUGUCACGGCUCUCUUGCUUCCUUCUGCAGGGAUCUUCUGACACUGUGGCUUGGGAUGUCCACUGGAACCCCACUGUAUCAUACAUAUGCAGCCCAAAGAUGUUGGGGAGCUAGUGACUUUGGGGCCACUCUUGACUAAUGGGAGGUGGAAGCCCGAUAGAUAAGUGCUCUCCCUUCCCUCUGCUGGGAAGACAGUUCUGCAAUGCAUUUCAUAAACUUCCUCAGAAAAUCCUAUCACGUUGAGCUCCAGUCACCCAUAGCAGUGGCCAACUCAAUAAUAAUACAUCCCUAUGUUAUCUUUCUCUUUUUUCCUUUUCCACUCUUCUACCCCUUCCUCUGGUUCCCUCAGAUCACUUCCCAAAUAAAUUACUUGUAUAACAACACUUACAGGUAUAAGAACAUUUGUCUUAGGCUUUGCUUUUGGGCAAGGGAUAAACUCAAGCUAAGAUGGUAAGUACCAGGAAUGGCCUUUGACAGCAAAGACUCAGGAUAGUAUCCUGUGACUGGAUCAGUUACUUCAGUGGAUUUGGAUGAAGUGCACGUGGGAGGGGAAGUGCUAGGUUAUGCAGUAGCUGUGCCAUUACAAUGAAAUGGGACUAGUGGAAAUUAUAAAGAUUAAGUAUUCACUUCCAACUUUGAAAUGCUUUAGGAGCUUUGAAAAAGAAAAUGACACAGGCUCACGAUAGCCAUUUAACUCAAGGAAUGCUGUGAAAGCCAGAGCCCCUCUAUAGCACUCUCACGAAACUCAUCUGCAGAUGCAGAGCAUCUAAUAGUAAAGGUGGGGCCCAAAUCUAAUAGUAAAGGUGGCAAGGCUGCAAAGGAGACAGAAUGCACAGCCUUGCUAGUCCCCAGCCAAGUCAGUGCUGACACAAAAAGAAUGGAACCCUAAAUCACAAAAAGAAUGGAACCCUAAAUCACAGGAUGGGGACAUUUGUGUUGGUGAGCUGAGAAUCUUGAAUCCUCAGGUUUCCAUGAACUCUGAGCUGGCACAAGCUGUGUCCUCCAAUUUUCUAGUGGAGAAUAGCCUGCCCUUACCUUGAGAUUCUGUAAAGGCUUUAUCUGAGGCAGUUGCAUCACAAAGUAACACUUAUCCUCCUCAAGAUCCACCCUUGUUACCGCUCAUUGACUCCAAAGUAAUAACUAGGAUCAGGUGUUAGCAAACCCUAAGUUGGGGAAUAUAGUCCUUCCUCUAGGAGGAUAGGUUUCACUCUGAAUCAACUGCAGAUUCUGGUUAAAAUAUAUUGGGAAGAACCCAGGAAACAUGUCUGAGAGUAGAUCUUGAGGAUAUUGAAUCAAGGGGUGGGGUGAAGGUGGAAUAUAAGGCUUGAUAGGAGAGAGUAACAUGGGGGCACUCACUCAUGAUGCAUGAUUUAAUUCCCUGGCAAGAAUUUUUGGAGUUGCUCCUAACACAAUGCAAGGAUGGCAUAUAGAAGAUAUGAUAGGCAUGCUAGCAGUUAUCUGACAUAGUAUUGAGGAUGCAGUCAGAAAGCUCAGGGAUGUAUUUGUUGUUUGAAACUGGAGAAGCUAUCACCUGAGUUUUCCCUGGGAGGGCCCAGAUGAUAUUCAUAACUAAGGCAAAAAAAUAUAUAAUGGUAGUCAGGUACAGUGGAUCACAUCUGUAAUCCCAGCACUUUGGGAGGCUGAGGUGGGAGGAUUGCUUGAGCCCAAGAGUUCAAGACCAGCCUGGGCAACAUAGUGAGAACUCGUCUAUAUACCUACACACAUACUAGGUGGGCAUGGUGGUGCAUGCCUGUAGUCCUAGCUUUUUGGGAGGCUGAGGUGGGCGGAUGCUUGAGCCAGGAGGUCGAGGCUGCAGUGAUCCUUGAUCAUGCCAUACACUACCCUGGAUGACACAGUGAGAUCCUGUCUCAAACAACAACAAAAAGAAAUGUAAUGGUGAAGAGUAUACUGGAAACUUUGAAAAGCUUGGCAAUGGUUGAUUGACCUGUACAGGCUAGAACUGAUGAUGGAAGAUGCUGUCAUGACUAUGGGCUCUGUGGUAUCAAUGUAUAUAGAUGAUGGGAUGCCAGAAUUUUGAAGGCCAAGUUGUGGAACUUAACUGUCAGAGGCCCAAUUGACAUAAUUAACUUAAUAGGCACAUAGGCAUGAAUCUGUGAACAAGGUAAAGUUCAUGAUGUUCCAAGGGGCAAGACAGAAGGACAGCUGAUUAGGAUGUUAUUUUACUUAUAUAACUGACUCCUCUCACCCCUCAGAAAAGAAAAUUGAGAAUUGGCAAGGAGAAGGCUGACAUCAAUCUUUGUAAUGAAAAACCAUAGUUCCCCAUCCAGUUUCCAGAUCUAAAGCUCAUUAUUGAAGGGAAGGCCCAGAUCCCCUUGAGGAAGGAUCAUCAAGUAUAUUUGAUUAGGAAAGGCCACGAAAUCAUUCUACGUCACCUCUAACGUCACUGCUUGAAGCCUCGUGAAAGGAACUGGCCAUGGAUCCCACCCCAGCCUAUAAAUCACCAGGGCGCAGCCUCAGUGCGUGGGGUCGGCAGCCGCCAGCGCCAGGCCGCUCCGCGCACGCUUCUAACUAGGCGGUAGGCCGUGGCUGCCACGUGACUCCCGCUAGCACCGGAUGAUGGCGCAGCGCUGUGCACGCAGGCGCAGUGUGGGGCCUUUGCGGCCAAAGCUCGCGCGGUAAGCUUCUGCACGUGUGCUACGGCGGGCGGAGGGCCGAGAGCCCAGUAUGUGGGGCCAGGGUCACUUUUCUAGAGCUUCUGCAACGGAAAGUGUGAGUUUUUCAGGAAUUGUCCAAAUGGAUGAAGAUACACAUUACGAUAAAGUGGAAGAUGUGGUUGGAAGUCACAUAGAAGAUGCAGUCACGUUUUGGGCCCAGAGUAUCAAUAGAAAUAAGGAUAUCAUGAAGAUUGGUUGCUCACUGUCUGAAGUUUGUCCCCAGGCCAGUUCAGUUUUGGGGAAUCUUGACCCAAAGAAGAUUUAUGGUGGAUUAUUUUCUGAAGAUAAGUGUUGGUACAGAUGCAAAGUACUGAAAAUCAUCAGCGAUGAAAAGUGUCUGGUGCGGUACAUUGACUAUGGAAAUACUGAAAUUCUAAAUCGAUCUGAUAUAGUUGAAAUUCCUUUGGAGCUGCAGUUUUCUAGUGUUGCCAAAAAGUAUAAACUUUGGGGACUACACAUUCCUUCUAAUCAAGAAGUUACCCAGUUUGAUCAGGGCACAACUUUUUUGGGGAGCUUGAUUUUCGAAAAGGAAAUUAAAAUGAGAAUUAAAGCAACCUCUCAAGAUGGAACGGUUAUUGCUCAGGCUGAGUAUGGCAGUGUGGAUAUAGGGGAAGAAGUGUUUAAGAAAGGAUUUGCAGAGAAAUGCAAACUUACUUCCAGAACUGACAUCUGUGAGGAAAAAAAAUUGGAUCCUGGUCAACUUGUUCUCAGGAACCUCAAAAGCCCCAUUCCUUUGUGGGGGCAUAGAUCAAACCAGUCAACUUUCAGCAGGCCCAAGGGGCACUUAAGUGAGAAGCUGACUCUUGACUUGAAGAAUGAAAAUGAUGCAGGAAAUCUUAUGACAUUUCCAAAGGAAAGUUUGGCUGUUGGUGACUUUAAUUUAGGGUCUAAUGUCAGCCUGGCAAAAAUUAAGCAGGACCAGAAACUGAUUGAAGAAAAUGAAAAACUUAAAACAGAGAAGGACGCUCUUCUCGAAAGUUAUAAGGCAUUAGAAUUGAAAGUAGAACAGAUUGCCCAGGAGCUGCAGCAAGAGAAAGCAGCUGCUGUGGAUUUGACUAAUCACUUAGAAAGCACUCUGAAGACCUGUAUAGAUACCAGAAUGAAAAAUCUGGCAGCUAAGAUGGAAAUACUGAAAGAAAUGAGGCAUGUCGGCGUCAGUGUUCGUUUCGGAAAUAACCUUUCAGAUGCUAUACAAGUGUUGGAUGAAGGGUGCUUUACUACUCCAGCUUCUUUGAAUGGAUUAGAGAUAAUAUGGGCAGAAUACAAUCUGGCUCAGGAGAAGAUUAAAACUUGUGAAUAUGUGAAUGAAGGGAAUAUUUUGAUUGCCCAAAGAAAUGAAAUGCAGCAGAAGCUGUACAUGUCAGUAGAAGAUUUUAUUCUGGAAGUUGAUGAGUCAUCUCUUAAUAAACGCUUAAAAACAUUGCAGGAUUUGUCAGUCUCUUUAGAAGCAGUGUAUGGAGAAGCCAAAGAAGGAGCAAAUUCUGAUGAAAUACUUAAAAAAUUUUAUGACUGGAAGUGUGAUAAAAGAGAGGAGUUCACCAAUGUUAGAAGCGAAACAGACGCUUCUCUGCAGCGUCUGGUAGCAUGGUUCCAAAGAACCUUAAAGGUUUUUGACCUAUCUAUGGAAGAACCACUGAUUUCUGAAGACACAGUUGAUAAUAUUGAUGAAAUCCUAGAGAAGACUGAGUCAAGUGUCUGCAAAGAGCUGGAGAUAGCUCUGGUUGAUCAAGGUGAUGCAGACAAGGAGAUAAUUUUAAAUACAUAUAGUCAAGUACUGCAAAAGAUUCGUUCAGAGGAAAGGCUCAUUGCCACAGUACAAGCUAAGUACAAGGACAGUAUUGAGUUUAAAAAGCAGCUUAUUGAAUAUUUAAAUAAGAGUCCCAGUGUAGAUCACUUGCUGUCCAUUAAGAAGACAUUGAAAAGCUUAAAAGCUCGACUGAGAUGGAAAUUGGUUGAAAAGAAUAAUUUGGAAGAGUCAGAUGACCCUGAUGGCUCUCAAAUUGAGAAAAUAAAAGAAGAAAUAACUCAGCUGCGCAAUAAUGUUUUUCAGGAAAUUUAUCAUGAGAGGGAGGAAUAUGAGAUGCUGACUAGUUUGGCACAGAAAUGGUUCCCUGAGCUGCCUCUGCUUCAUCCUGAAAUAGGGUUACUCAAAUACAUGAACUCUGGUGGCCUCCUUACAAUGAGCUUGGAACGAGAUCUUCUUGAUGCUGAGCCCAUGAAGGAACUUAGCAGCAAGCGUCCUUUGGUAUGUUCUGAGGUUAAUGGGCAGAUAAUUCUGUUAAAGGGCUAUUCUGUGGAUGUUGACACAGAAGCCAAGGUGAUUGAGAGAGCAGCCACCUACCAUAGAGCUUGGAGAGAAGCUGAAGAAGAGUCAGGGUUACUACCAUUGAUAUUCCUGUUUUUAUGUAAGUCCGAUCCUAUGGCUUACCUGAUGGUCCCAUACUACCCUAGGGCAAACCUGAGUACUGUUCAAGCCAGCAUGCCUUUAAAUUCAGAAGAAGCUUUAAAGGUCAUGAAAGGUGUUGCCCAGGGCCUGUAUACAUUGCAUAAGGCUGAUAUAAUUCAUGGAUCACUUCAUCAGAACAACGUAUUUGCUAUAAACCGUGAACAAGGAAUUGUUGGAGAUUUUGAUUUCACCAAAUCUGUGAGUCAGCGAGCCUCAGUGAACAUGAUGGUUGGUGACUUGAGUUUGAUAUCACCUGAGUUGAAAAUGGGAAAACCUGCUUCUCCAAGUUCAGACUUAUAUGCUUAUGGCUGCCUUUUAUUAUGGCUUUCUGUUCAAAAUCAGGAGUUUGAGAUAAAUAAAGAUGGAAUCCCGAAAGUGGAUCAGUUUCAUUUGGAUGAUAAAGUCAAAUCCCUCCUCUGUAGCUUGAUAUAUUAUAGAAGUUCAAUGACUGCUGAACAAGUUUUAAAUGCUGAAUGUUUCUUGAUACCAAAGGAGAAAUCAGUUCCAAACCCAGAAAAAGAUACUGAAUACACCCCAUAUAAAAAGGAAGAAGAAAUAAAGCUGGAGAACUUGGAUAAAUGUAUGGAGAAGACAAGAAAUGGUGAAGCCAACUUUGAUUGUUAAAUUAUUAUUCUGUCAUUGUUGCAGAUGUUCUUUUUAAAAAUUUGUUUAGUUUGGUUAAUACACAGAAAUAUCUAGAAAUGUUCUGGGACUAGUUGGGUUGUAUCUUUAGUAUUCAGGUUGUGAAAAAUAAAGAUGUUUGGCUAUGCAC
Molecule: messenger RNA, 6033 nt
Organism: Cercocebus atys (sooty mangabey)
Lineage: Eukaryota; Metazoa; Chordata; Mammalia; Primates; Cercopithecidae
Gene: STK31
Product: serine/threonine kinase 31
Exons: 25
Coding region: 2826-5885 (1019 amino acids)
Biological process (GO): protein phosphorylation
Molecular function (GO): protein kinase activity; ATP binding
Source: RefSeq, a predicted model, not a curated record